AUGGCCGCUGUCGACGUUCUCCAACGCAACAAGAAGCCCCUUCCCUCGCCUCGUAUCGGCCCUAACGGAGGUGAUACCUACCGCUUCACCCGCAAGUCUGCCGCUCCCAUCUCUCGCUCUCGCAAAGCCUACCUCGAUGCUGCCGACGACGACGAUGAUGAUGCUGCUGCCGACCGAGCUGAGAUCGAUGAGGCCGAUGCUGCUGACCCCUUCACUCUCGUCCCUCACGUAGCUGAGCAGACGCUUCACGCUGUCCACAGUGCCAUCUUUGGCCAGCCAUGGGCCGAUCUCGAGCUUGUCGUCAGUGCAGGCGGAAAGAAAGAAGAAGUUGUCUUUGCUAACUCCAAGAUUCUCAAGAAAGCUUGCCCUGCUCUGAUGCACCAGAUCAACAUCACUGGCCAUUCUGAGCUCGACACGAUGGAGCAGGAGCAGAUCAACGCUGCUGCUGCCAAAGCGAAGCAAAACGGCGCUGGUGCUAAGGCCGGCCCUCGUCCCCAAGCCAGCCACCGAUCGACCAACAGUCUCGGUCUGGUUGAUUACGGAGGACGCAACUCGCGUCUCGGUGCACUCAACGAUCAACGCGAUGACGAUGCCGAUGACGUUCGUGACCGUCACGAUGCUGAAGAUGGCGAGGAAGAGUACGCUGACUCGGUGGCUGAACAGCCUAAGCGCUGCGAGGAUCGACACAAUGAUGACGGGCACGACGAUGGCACUCAUCAGGACAUCGACAGCUUUGGAGAGGACGAUCUUGAUCUCACCCUUGGCAACCGAGGCAAGGUUGCUGGAAACACCCUUCCCGCACCUGCUCCUAUCGAAAUCGCUGCCCAUCCCACAUUUUUGCGCUCCUCAUCGCGCUUCUCGAAGCUGAUAAAGUUCAUGAACAAGGACAAGGCAUCCCCUACCGCCGAGACCGAGCCUGCAGGCAUUCCGCCCAGUACCGCGAGCACCACUGACUACGGCAACGACACCGUCGGCCGCGGUCGUGUCCGUCGCUACAGCGCAGGCAACGAUCUCUCCUCCGCCAUCAACGGCUCUCGCCCCGCCACCGCAUCUCGUGUUCAAGUCACAGGCUGUUCAGCUGCCACCCUCCAAGCUCUCAUCUUUUACCUCUACACCGGUCACGCAACCUUCGCCUCUCGCCUCCCCGCCCGCAGCCCUGCUCGUCGCUACCGUCGUUCCCGCCGCGAUUCCUCAUCCUCUGCCUCGCUCAACUCUGACCGCGACCAAUCCGCCGAUGACCGCAGCGAGGAUGACGAGAACGACGAUGACAAUGCCCCCCUUCCUGCACCUCGCGUCAGCAAAUCACCCAGCUACCCACCCGUCUUCUCCGCCACCGCAGCCUACUGCGUCGGUCGUCAACUCGGUCUACGCGAUCUCGCCGAAAAGGCCUUCGAUCACAUCUGUCUCGAGCUCUCACCCAAGACGGUGUUGGCCGAUCUGUUAAGCCCGUUCGUUGACCGAUUUGACGAGGUUCAGAGAGCUCAUCUCGAGUACGUAGCGGAGAACUGGGACAGGGUUAAGCGUCGUCCUGACUUCCAAGUCACUGUAGCGAAGCUCGUUUCUGGACACUAUCCCAAGGCGAACAAGGCACUGCUUAAGCUGUUCGCUAAGCUGUCCGUUUCGGGUGCCUGA
Ustilago hordei is the source of this 1632-nucleotide messenger RNA. RefSeq lists its product as uncharacterized. Lineage: Eukaryota; Fungi; Basidiomycota; Ustilaginomycetes; Ustilaginales; Ustilaginaceae. The coding region runs from base 1 to 1632 and encodes 543 amino acids. The record is from RefSeq and is a predicted model, not a curated record. The transcript has a single exon.